CCAUUAACGCCUGCUUCAGCCUCCUCCUCCGUUUCCAUCUUCAUCCUUUCUCCUCCUCUGCUUUUGCCUUCCUCCCCUGCUUUCCUUUUUUUGCUUGUAAAUCGAUAGAGGCAAGAGAAGGUAAUUCGCGUUCAUCAUUUGCAUACAAAAAUGUUGAAUAACAGUAGGGAUGGAGCUCUGCCGCUGGCUUCCUUGAACCACAUCUCCAUCGUUUGCAGAUCGGUGGAGGCGUCGCUCGAUUUCUACCAAAACAUACUCGGCUUCCUCCCCAUCCGCCGCCCCGGCUCCUUCGCCUUCGAUGGCGCCUGGUUAUUCAACUACGGAAUCGGCAUCCACUUGCUUCGGAGCGAGGACCCUGAGAAGAUGCCCAAGAAGAGGGAGAUCAAUCCCAAGGACAACCACAUCUCCUUCCAGUGCGAGAGCUUGGCGUUGGUGGAGAAGAAACUGAAGGAGCUGGAGAUACCGUACAUCCAGUGCCGCGUGGAGGAGGGCGGGAUCUACGUGGACCAGCUCUUCUUCCACGACCCGGACGGCUUCAUGAUCGAGGUCUGCAACUGCGACAACCUGCCGGUGGUCGCCCUCUCCGGCGAACCCAUCAUGGCCUGCAAGCGAGUCGCCUCCCUCAUUUCCCAGCAGCACCAACAUCAAGAAGCCGUGUAGCGCCUGGCUGGCACUGCGACCACGGUAAUAAUCAGAUCAGGCUCAGCGGCGCAUCGUUAAAUGGGAAUCUGUCGGACUGUCUUCGUUUUUUUUCUUUUCUCUUUUGGUUUUGUAUCUGUUUGGAUUGUGCGUAGCAGCCAAGGUUUAGGUGAGGACGGCGAUUAGCAUGAAACAAUCGAUUGUUUGUGGAGGCCAGUUGUCACUCCUCGUCACGUCAUGUUCAUCAAUCAGUGAACUUGUUUUACAUGCAA
Zingiber officinale is the source of this 911-nucleotide messenger RNA. RefSeq lists its product as uncharacterized. The record is from RefSeq and is a predicted model, not a curated record. The transcript is spliced from 3 exons. Bases 151 to 660 code for a protein of 169 amino acids. NCBI's taxonomy places the organism in Eukaryota, Viridiplantae, Streptophyta, Magnoliopsida, Zingiberales, Zingiberaceae.